Molecule: messenger RNA, 2143 nt
Organism: Gadus chalcogrammus (walleye pollock)
Lineage: Eukaryota; Metazoa; Chordata; Actinopteri; Gadiformes; Gadidae
Product: growth arrest and DNA damage-inducible protein GADD45 beta-like
Exons: 4
Coding region: 753-1244 (163 amino acids)
Biological process (GO): regulation of cell cycle
Cellular component (GO): cytoplasm; nucleus
Source: RefSeq, a predicted model, not a curated record
UAGAACGCGUCUGGUCCGGGAACCAAUGAGGGCGCAGAGAGGGACUCUAUCGACCGCGUUGCGCCAAUGAGUUCUGUUAAAGGCCCCGCCCCCCACCGAGGGAGGAGAUAAAGACGGGUUUCAGCAGCAGCCGUCAGACCCUAUCCUCGUCUCUGGGCGUACUAACUUCUUCUGGUGCUACCCAAGGAAGAUUACAGGACCACAGCAGCGCAUUCUCUGGAGACUCUACACUGUGUAAUACGGUAUUACUCCUGGAGACUCUACACUGUGUAAUACGGUAUUACUCCUGGAGACUCUACACUGUGUAAUACGGUAUUACUCCUGGAGACUCUACACUGUGUAAUACGGUAUUACUCCUGGAGACUCUGCACUGUGUAAUACGGUAUUACUCCUGGAGGCUCUACACCGUGUAAUACGGUAUUACUCCUGGAGACUCUACACUGUGUAAUACGGUAUUACUCCUGGAGACUAUACACUGUGUAAUACGGUAUUACUCCUGGAGACUCUACACUGUGUAAUACGGUAUUACUCCUGGAGACUCUACACUGUGUAAUACGGUAUUACUCCUGGAGACUCUACACUGUGUAAUACGGUAUUACUCCUGGAGACUAUACACUGUGUAAUACGGUAUUACUCCUGGAGACUCUACACUGUGUAAUACGGUAUUACUCCUGGAGACUCUGCACUGUGUAAUACGGUAUUACUCCUGGAGGCUCUACACCGUGUAAUACGGUAUUACAUCCCAUCGCAACAUGACGCUUGAAGAGCUGGUCGGAUCCGACAUGAGUCAUAAUACGAUGGACAGCGCGAGCGACGCGCUCGAGGCGCUGGUGGUCGCGGCGCAGCGGCAGGACUGCCUCACCGUGGGGGUCCUAGAGUCCGCCCAACUCAUGAAUGUCGCCCCUGACAGCGUGCUGCUGUGCGUGCUGGCGACGGACGCGGAGGACGAGGGCGACGUGGCGCUGCAGAUCCACUUCACGCUGCUGCGCGCCUUCUGCUGCGACCAGGGCGUCGACGUGGUCCGCGUGGCCGGGCUGGGCCGGCUGGGCCAGCUGCUGGGCCCGCCCCCCGCCCCCCCCGCCGCCCCCGCCAGGGACCCCCCCCGAGACCUGCACUGCGUCCUGGUCACCACCUCGCCGUGCCGGACGCUCUGCAGCGACGCCCUCCACCGGGUGAGCAGCUACUGCGAGGAGAGCCGCGGGAACAACCAAUGGGAGCCCCGCCUGGCCCUGAGCCAGCGCUGAGCCCGCCUCCGGCUCGGACCCAGACCGGGAUGAAGCUGCUUCAUCCAACCACAGACAGGAAGUCAUCCGGGCGACGGGCGGUGCGCUCAGCCCGACCGGGCGCCGGUCCUGUGGGAGGGACCCAGGAAGUGAUGUCAGAACCUCGCAUGGAGCGCAUGAUGGGGGCGGAGCUCUGGAGCUGAGGACCAGAGAGAGGCCAGACACAGCAACACGACCCAUGAUGUCACCCGUGAUGUCACGACAGUGAUGUCAUGACCCCUGAGGACAUGACAGUGAUGUCACAACAGUGAUGUCAUGACCCCUGAGGACAUGACAGUGAUGUCACGACAGUGAUGUCAUGACCCCUGAGGACAUGACAGUGAUGUCACGGCGCUGUCAUGACAGUGAUGUCACGGCCGUGAUGUCAUGACCUGUGAUGUCACAAAACUGCGAUGUCAUGACCUGGGAUGUCACUACCCGUGAUGUCAUGACGGUGUUGUCAUGACGGUGAUCUUGUGACAGUGAUGACAUGACCCCUGAGGACAUGACAGUGAUGUCACGGCGCUGUCAUGACAGUGAUGUCACGGCCGUGAUGUCAUGACCUGUGAUGUCACAAAACUGCGAUGUCAUGACCUGGGAUGUCACUACCCGUGAUGUCAUGACGGUGUUGUCAUGACGGUGAUCUUGUGACAGUGAUGACUACCCCUGAUGUAAUGGUGGUCACCAAACCACCGCACUGGUGGUUCUAUGAACUGGUUCUUCCUUACUGUACGGACAGCGAUAUAUUGUUGAUUCUUCUUCUGACAAAUGUACUUAUUUUAAGUCGUUUUGGAUAAAAGCGUUCUGCUAACCAUCCUGAAUGUGGAUGAGGAUAGUUCACUGCGAUGUAUGGACCGUUAAUUGCUGAAUAAAUGAGUGAA